Molecule: messenger RNA, 4654 nt
Organism: Pogona vitticeps (central bearded dragon)
Lineage: Eukaryota; Metazoa; Chordata; Lepidosauria; Squamata; Agamidae
Source: RefSeq, a predicted model, not a curated record
UUUUUAAAUCACAUAAGAUGAUUUAAAGUCUAGAAGAUGGUGUCACUUCUCUUCACUCUUCUCCACACAAAGAACCUUAUGAGGAUGGUGAAAAGAAAAUGACUGACAAAGUAUCUCAGCUUCCUAACUCGAUCCUGGUUUAAAGGACCCAGAUUAUUUUGUAAUACCUUCACAAUGAGUACAGCUGCAGAGCGAAAGUUCAUUAAUCUAAGGAAGCGAUUGGAUCAGCUAGGAUAUCGACAACCUCUAGGAGUAGAAAGUUUACCUUUAGUGGAAAAGCUUUUUAGUGAUCUUGUUCAUACAACAGAGAGCCUCCGGAGUACAAAGCUUUCUGCUGGGAAAAUUGAAAAAGACUUCAGCAACUUUGAUGUUGUUUUGGAACCUUACCGAGAAGAAAAUGCUAGGCUUACCCGUGAAAAUAAUGAACUACAUUUAGAAGUUUUGAAACUGAAAGAGCAAUUGGAACAACGCGUCAAAGAUCUGAAAGCUACACUGAGGAGAGUUGAACAUGAGAAUGCAGACAUGAAGUUUCUGAAUAAUCAGUAUAUACAUAAAAUGAGAUCAUUAGAGAAAGAAAACAAAGCUAAGACUGACAAGAUCCAACAACUCCAAGAGAAGAAUCUUCAGGCUGUAGUUCAGACUCCAGGUGGCAGAAAAAGAAAUAUUCCAUUCAGGCGUCAGCGUAUGCAGAUAGAUCAACCUGUCCCUCCCUCUGGGGUUGGCACUUAUCCAGUUCCACAGCCAGAUGACCCAUAUAUUGCUGAUCUUCUUCAAGUGGCUGACAAUAGAAUUCAUGAACUGCAGCUGGAAGUGUCUGACUUGCAAGAGAAGCUAGAGAUAGCUGAACGUGGAAUGAAAAAUUACAGCAAACAGGUCGAGCUCCGUGAUCAGGAGAUUGAGCGCUUAACAUUAGCACUGGAUGGUGGUCGCUCUCAUGAUGUCAUAUCUCUGGAAGCAAAAAACAGAAGUAACGAUAAAAUUAUUGCCCACUUAAAUUUACAGGUUGAGUUUUUACAGCAGACAAAGAAAGAGCUUGAAAUGCGCAUACAAGAUCUUUUGGACAGCAGGCAAAAUGUGACUAGUGAGGUGGUGCAUUUAAGUAACAAAAAUGAAGAACUCUGCCAAGAACUGAGUGAAAUAGAUAAUUUGGCCCGACAGUUGGAAAGGCAUAAAGAAAUUGUUCUUGAGACUGCUGAUAAAGAAAUUGGAGAGGCUAAGGAAGAAAUUAAAAAAAAAUACAAUGAAAUCCAGGAUCGUGAAGAAACUAUAGCAAGACUUAAGUCAGAGUUAUCUUCAUUUCGUAGAGAAAAAGAGAGGCUCACAGAAGAACUGCUUGAAAAAGUAGAUGAAAAACAAAAUAUUGAGGUCUUGUUAAACCAAGCUCAAUUAGAGAACCAAAGGCUGACCAAAAAAGUUGAAAACCUUGAAAUUAUAGAUCGAGAGCUUGUUAUAGAACUGGAAAGAAUGAGGUUAGAGGGUGGCAUAGCACUUGGAGACAAGACACCUUCUCGCCUAGAUGCAUUUGUAAAGACUAUAGAAGAAGACAGGGACUACUAUAAGAGAGAACUAGAAUGUCUCAAAAAAAUACUUCGAGGACAGUCUAGCCCAUUACACAAGUCUACACAAAAGAGUGAUAAUCUUAGGUUGGUUACCAGAGAGCGAGAUGAACUGCAGUCUAUGCUAGAUAGAUUUGAAAAACACAUGAUAGAAAUUCAGUCUAAUGUUAAACUGCUAACUGCAGAAAGGGACAAAUUAAGCAUUCUUUAUGAACAGUCUCAGGAAGAGUUAAAUCGUCUGCGGAGAGAAACAAAAAAUUGUUUUCUUACUCAAAGCCAUGCAGAAGAGGAACGAAAUAUUGCACUAGCUGAUUUCAGAAGAGUAGUAGCAGAGAAAGAAGGACUAAGAGAGAAAUUAAAGAUACAGCAGGAAGAAAAAUCAAAGCUGGAACAGGAAAUAUCAGAGUUGGAGAGCGCUGUUCAUAGACUGGAAAGAGAACGUCAUGAUCAAAUAACUACGAUUUCAUUACUGAAAGACAAAAUAGUCUCCUUAGAAGAUGAAUUAAAUGCUAAGUCUCAUCAGCUCUCCCAGUCAUCAGAAGAUACAUCACAAUUUAAGACAGAAUUAGUGUCACUUCAGCUACUAAAUGAACAGAUGCAAAAGUCUCUAGAUGAAGUACAGCAUCAGUUGUCUCUUAAAGAGGAUGAACUUCAUGCAGCUCAAGAAGAAAUUGCAGUGCUGGAAGAGAAAAUAGAUAAGUUCAAUAACAAAAGCUCUACACAAGAGGAGACCAUCCGUGUCCUGAGAAGUACUAUUAAUGUUUUGGAUAAAGAGAAAGAUACACUACAGGAAAAUAUAGAUGAAAAGACAGAAAAAACUGCAUAUCUAGAAGACAAUUUAGCAAACAAGGAAAAAACUAUCCUCAAUUUGCGACAAACACUUUCGCAAUUGGAAUCAUCAUUAGACCAAUUAAAGGAUGCCUUAAGUGGCAAAGACCGUGAACUGGCCAGUCUCCGUCGUCAGCUUGAUGCAGCCCACUCCGAACUUGGAGAAACUGGCAAGGUUAAAGAAAUGGCUGUGAAGGAAAACAGACGACUGCAGGAUGAUCUGGCCACAAUGGCAAGAGAAAACCAGGCAAUUUCCACUGAAUUGGAACUAGCCUUACGUGAAAAAGAAGAAAUGAAAAUUAGAGUUCAUAAUUAUAUAACUGAAGUCUCCAGAUUUGAAAGUUUAAUAGCCUCAAAGGAAAGAGAAAACAAGGAGUUGUUAGAGAAGUUCCAGAUGCUGCAUAGCCAAGCUGAAGACUGGGAAGUAAAGGCCCAUCAAGCUGAGGGACAAAACAGUUCUGUACGACUGGAACUACUUUCAGUUGAUACUGAGAGAAGGCACCUUAGAGAGAGAGUGGAAUUGUUGGAAAAAGAAAUUCAGGAGCAUAUCAUUGCACACCAAGCCUAUGAAUCACAGAUCUCUGCAAUGGCAAAAGAUAUGGCUAGACUGGAGGAAAAUCUCAGACGUGAGAAAGAAGAGAAAUCUUCAAUCACUGUUGAUAUAACUUCUGUUAGAGACUUGUGUGUUAAACUGGAGUCUGGCAAAGACGUUCUCCAGCGUCAGUUAAUGUCCAAAUCUCUGGAUUAUGAGAGGGUUGUGUCAGAACUAGAAGAUGCAAAAGCUGAAGCAGAACUGUUAAAAAAGCAGUUGUCAAGUGAGCGACUGACAAUUCAAAACCUGGAAACACUCUUGGCUACCAGCAGAGAUAAAGAUUUUCAGCAUCAUUUGAUAACCCAUGAAAAGGAUUCAGAAAUACAGCUACUCAAAGACAAGUUAACACUUGCAGAGAGCAAACUAACAAGUCUUAAUAGAGAAGCUUCUAUACUCCGAAAUAAAAUGGCGCAAUUGCAGGCUGAUUAUGACAUUUUAAAAAGACAGCUGACAACAGAGCGAUUCGAACGUUCAAAUGUUCUGCUUGACAGUGAACGUGCCAUUCAAGAGAUGCGUCGGCAUGGCCUCUCCACAUCGUCGCUGCGUGCCUCAUCUCCUCUUAGCUCAACACUGAGAUCUCCUUCACAUUCUCCAGAGAGAGCACUUACAGUAACAACAGAACAAACAGACAAAAAUGUGAACUUGAAGGAUUAACCAGUUACUUUAAAAACAAAACAGUAAUGGAAAUUUUAACAUGUUUGGACUUAUUGUCGGCACUGACAUUAAUUCUACCUCUAAAAUGCUGUUAAAUCAUUAGCACCAUAUGAAACUGGAACAACUCAAAAUCCUAUAAGAGAAUUUAAUGUGCCAUCAACCUUUGAUGCAUUCUGCUGUCAGACUUAGGCUGAGCUGUUUCUACUUACCUCUACUUCAUGAGGAUGGGCUCUCUACUUAGUCUGAGACCAAGAAUUGAACUGGAGUAAACUUUGCAGAUUGUAAUAUAUUUAUCUAAAUCAAAUCUAAAUGUGGCACAUUUCAAAGUGUACUGGAAAGCAAGCAAAAGUGGGGGGGAAUAGAGAGUAUUUUAAGAUACCAUUUUAGUUGAUUUUCUGGUUGUUUUAUGGUCUUUAAUUCUGUAUAACGCAUAUUUAAUUAUGUUUAACUCAGUGUGGUCUAAUAUUAACAAAAUUGUGAAAUCACUUUUCAAAGUACUUCUCCAUUUUACCUCUAAAGUGAAGACACGUUUUGGUGUUAAGAGGCAACUCCAUAUCUUACAAAUCUUUUACAUUUUUUUUUCUCUUAAUAAAAUUAAAAUCAGAUCAGCAUACUUUAAAUUGGCAAGUUAUUUUAAAAUAAGACAUGUUUCUUAGAGAAAUCUGGCAAUGUUAUUCAAAUUUUUUUCAAGUUCGGAGAUAAAGUUCGAGGAGAUGACACAGAUGAGUUCCAGCUUUUAAUGGCAUAAGAUGAGGCUUGUUAGGCUGAAAGACCUAUUAGGUAAGUGAAGUAAGGAUAAUUCAAAGAAUACUGAUAACCUUUUAAGUUGUUGUCAUAAUAUAAUAGUAGAUUCUGGAAUAUGUUCCUCAAUAGAUUCAACUAUAUUUAAGCCAUCAUGAUUGUAUCUUCUCCUGCCAACAUUUUCUAGGUAUAGAAGUGUAAUUCUAGUACAGAAUUGAUUCAGCCCACAGAUUGUCCUUUUUCUUUCUUUUCUUUUUUGUGUCUCUUUUGAAAGGAGGAAAAU